Molecule: messenger RNA, 1960 nt
Organism: Physcomitrium patens
Lineage: Eukaryota; Viridiplantae; Streptophyta; Bryopsida; Funariales; Funariaceae
Product: allantoinase
Biological process (GO): allantoin catabolic process; purine nucleobase catabolic process
Cellular component (GO): cytoplasm
Molecular function (GO): zinc ion binding; allantoinase activity; cobalt ion binding
Source: RefSeq, a predicted model, not a curated record
UUUCAUAUAUUCCGUGGAAACUUCGUCUGUUUCGAGUCAGGGGGUGCUCGCUCUUGAGUUUUAAGCUCUCGUCUCGCAGUGAGAUGUCCCAUUCUGCCGUUGCGAUUCUUGGCUAGAAAUAUGGCGUCCGGAAACUUGUUUCGUUUGUUGCUGCGGGGCUGGAACAUCCCUCUAUUUGUGUUCACAGUGGGAUGCACUCUUGUCUACCUCCUCAACUUCGAAAACGCUCAUGUUUUGCAGCGGAAUGAAGGAUGUAGUCUACUAUCUGAAACUCAUUUCGUGCUCUAUAGCAAGCGUGUGGUAACUCCUGCAGGGAUCGGGCCAUAUGCAGUGGAAGUGGAGGGCGAGAGGAUUAUUUCUAUGACGAAGAGAAGUGAAGCACCUAAGAGCGCAGGAGGGAAACCUCGUGUAUUGGACUAUGGAAAUGCUGUCAUCAUGCCCGGACUUAUUGAUGCUCAUGUACAUAUUAAUGAGCCAGGCCGAACGGAAUGGGAAGGUUUCCUUACAGGCACAAUGGCUGCUGCUGCUGGUGGUACAACCACGAUAGUGGAUAUGCCUUUGAAUAACCAUCCCACUACCACAACAAAAGAGCAUUUGGAAGAGAAGAAAGAAGCUGCCAAAGGAAAACUUUAUGUGGAUACUGGUUUUUGGGGAGGCUUGGUUCCAGAGAAUGCUCACAAUGCAUCGGUCUUGGAGGACCUUUUUGAAGCUGGUGCUCUAGGCCUUAAGGCAUUCUUGUGUCCAUCAGGAAUCGAUGACUUUCCUGCUGUUACUGCUAAACAAAUAAAGGCUUCUUUACCAGUGCUCGCAAAAUAUAGACGUCCUGUUUUGGUGCAUCAGGAAGUGACGGACCCAUCUGCCGUUCCUUCUGACUUGAUGCCAGGGGAGCCACAAAGUAAUGCUCGGGAUUACAUGAGAUAUCUGAGCUCUAGGCCUUUAUCAUGGGAACGUGAAGGAGUAAGACAGUUAAUGGAGGUGGCAAAAGAUACGAAACCUGGUGGCGUGGCAGAGGGAGCUCAUGUGCAUGUUGUGCAUCUAACUGAUGCAGAGGAUUCCCUCGAUCAUGUCAAGGCAGCGAAGGCCGAGGGAUCCAGUGUGACUGUGGAGACAUGUCCACACUACCUUUCUUUUGCUGCAGAAGAUGUACCGGAAGGUGCCACGCAAUAUAAAUGUGCUCCGCCUUUGAGAGACGCUCGUCACCGAGAACUUCUGUGGAAAGCCUUGCUGAAUGGGGAUAUUGACAUGAUAACAACAGACCAUUCACCCUCUACUUUAGCUUUGAAGCUAUUAGAGGAAGGUGAUUUUCUGAAGGCUUGGGGAGGUAUUUCUGGCAUCCAGUUUUCAUUGCCAGCUACAUGGAGUCAUGGGCAUGCCCGAGGCAUGACUAUCGAGCAACUGUCCAAACGGUGGAGCACGGUGCCAGCCAAGAUGGUCAACCUUCCACGCAAGGGUUCACUUGAAUUUGGGAAGGAUGCUGACAUUGUUGUGUGGGAUCCCGAGGCAUCAUUUUUCAUCAAUAGCACGUAUCCCAUCUAUUUCAAGAAUAAGGUGGCGCCGUAUAUAGGCCACAGAUACUCAGGAAAGGUGAUCACUACGUUUGUUCGAGGACGACAAGUCUUUGAAGAAGGUCGGCAUGCCAAGAAACCUUGUGGCGCUAUGAUCAAUCCAGUUUUGAUUAUAGAAAGAAGUGGUAAUGAACUGCUGAAUUAGUGUGUUUGAACUAUCAGAUUUUCUAAUGGAAACAGGUCCACUCUGCACAGCAGACGAAUUGGUGGCUUACUCAGUUGUGACAUAUUAGUGAGAUUUUUGAGGGAUCUUCUCGCUGUUGUGGAAAUAACGGAAGGUUUAUAAUUCAAGAAAAUUGUAUACAUUGCAUAUGAGGUUGUUUUGGACGUUCUACCUUUUCAUAUCACUAGAAUUGUCCAGCUUUUAUGAGUGCCAAAUUAAUUUGAGUUUAGUA